AUGGACACCAAACCAGGGAGUCAAGUGAUGGACACCAAACCAGGGAGUCAAGUGAUGGACACCAAACCAAGGAGUCAAGUGAUGGACACCAAACCAGGGAGUCAAGUGAUGGACACCAAACCAGGGAGUCAAGUGAUGGACACCAAACCAGGGAGUCAAGUUAUAGACACUAAACCAGGGAGUCAAGUGAUGGACACCAAACCAGGGAGUCAAGUGAUGGACACCAAACCAGGGUGUCAAGUGAUGGACACCAAACCAGGGAGUCAAGUAAUGGACAUCAAACCAGGGAGUCAAGUGAUGGACACCAAACCAGGGAGUCAAGUGAUGGACACCAAACCAGGGAGUCAAGUGAUGGACACCAAACCAAGGAGUCAAGUGAUGGACACCAAACCAGGGAGUCAAGUGAUGGACACCAAACCAGGGAGUCAAGUGAUGGACACCAAACCAGGGAGUCAAGUGAUGGACACCAAACCAAGGAGUCAAGUGAUGGACACCAAACCAGGGAGUCAAGUGAUGGACACCAAACCAGGGAGUCAAGUGAUGGACACCAAACCAGGGAGUCAAGUUAUAGACACUAAACCAGGGAGUCAAGUGUUGGACACCAAACCAGGAAGUCAAGUGAUAGACACCAAACCAGGGAGUCAAGUGAUGGACACCAAACCAGGGAGUCAAGUAAUGGACACCAAACCAAGGAGUCAAGUGAUGGACACCAAACCAGGAAGUCAAGUGAUACACAACAAACCAGGGAGUCAAGUGAUGGACACCAAACCAGAGAGUCAAGUAAUGGACACCAAACCAGGGAGUCAAGUGAUGGACACCAAACCAGGGAGUCAAGUGAUGGACACCAAACCAGGGAGUCAAGUAAUGGACACCAAACCAGGGAGUCAAGUGAUAGACACCAAACCAGGGAGUCAAGUGAUAGACACCAAACCAGGGAGUCAAGUUAUAGACACCAAACCAGGGAGUCAAGUGAUGGACACCAAACCAGGGAGUCAAGUGAUGGACACCAAACCAGGGAGUCAUGUGAUAGACACCAAACCAGGGAGUCACGUGAUGGACACCAAACCAGAGAGUCAAGUGAUAAGACACAAAACCAGGGAGUCAAGUGAUAGACACCAAACCAGGGAGUCAAGUGAUGGACACCAAACCAGGGAGUCAAGUUAUAGACACUAG
Molecule: messenger RNA, 1173 nt
Organism: Pecten maximus
Lineage: Eukaryota; Metazoa; Mollusca; Bivalvia; Pectinida; Pectinidae
Product: MARCO-like protein
Exons: 1
Coding region: 1-1173 (390 amino acids)
Source: RefSeq, a predicted model, not a curated record